This is a messenger RNA of Saccharomyces kudriavzevii IFO 1802, 1503 nucleotides long. RefSeq names its product mitochondrial 37S ribosomal protein mS47 (gene EHD3). Gene Ontology annotation, biological process: L-valine catabolic process. Gene Ontology annotation, molecular function: 3-hydroxyisobutyryl-CoA hydrolase activity. The coding region runs from base 1 to 1503 and encodes 500 amino acids. Gene Ontology annotation, cellular component: mitochondrion. Lineage: Eukaryota; Fungi; Ascomycota; Saccharomycetes; Saccharomycetales; Saccharomycetaceae. The record is from RefSeq and is a predicted model, not a curated record. The transcript has a single exon.
AUGCUCAGAAACACUUUGAAGUUUGUUCAGUCGUCAUCUAAAUACGGAUAUAAUACUGCUAUACGCACAUUGAUGAAUACUCAAUCACACUUAAAUGGCGCUGCUGGCCCUUCUGUACUAUUUGCAGUACAGGACACUGCCAGAGUUAUCACAUUAAAUAGGCCUAAGAAGCUCAACGCCUUGAACACAGAAAUGUCAGAAUCUAUGUUUAAGACCCUAAAUGAGUACGCAAAAAGCGACACUACUAACUUAAUCAUUUUGAAGUCUUCGAACCAACCACGGUCUUUCUGUGCCGGUGGUGAUGUUGCCACUGUUGCAGCAUGUAAUUUCAACAAAGAAUUUGCCAAAUCUAUUGAGUUUUUUACCGAUGAAUAUUCUCUGAACUUUCAAUUAGCAACUUAUCUGAAACCAGUUAUAACUUUUAUGGACGGUAUUACCAUGGGCGGUGGUGUUGGUUUAUCUAUUCAUACGCCUUUUAGGAUUGCUACGGAACACACCAAAUGGGCCAUGCCUGAGAUGGAUAUUGGCUUUUUCCCAGAUGUGGGCUCAACCUUUGCUCUUCCCAGAAUCCUAACUUUGGCUAACUCAAACUCACAGAUGGCUCUGUAUUUAUGUCUUACAGGAGAAAUCAUAAAUGGGGCAGACGCCUAUACCCUAGGUUUAGCAUCUCAUUAUGUUGGCAGUGGUAAUUUAGAUGCUUUACAAAGAAGAUUGGGUGAAAUUAGCCCUCCUGGGAGUAACGGUUCACAAUCUGCAGCCUUCUUUAGAAUGGUCAACGAAUCCAUUAAUGAAUUUCAAUCUCCUUUGCCCAGGGAUUAUGUUUUCAAAUACUCUAAUGAAAAAUUGAACGUAAUUGAGGCUUGUUUCAAUGUGCCCAAAAAUGGUACUAUUGAAGAUAUUAUGAGAAAUUUGAGCGAAUAUGAAGGUUUUACGGAAGGUAAAGUUUUCGCACAAGAAAUUAAAUCGAAGUUGUCCACCAAAUCACCAUCAUCUUUGCAAAUUGCAUUGAGAUUGAUGCAAGAUAAUUCUAGAGAUCACAUUGAGUCUGCAAUCAAAAGAGAUUUAUAUACAGCAGCUAACAUGUGCGUGAACCAAGAUUCUUUAGUGGAAUUUUCAGAAGCCACAAAGCAUAAAUUAAUCGAUAAACAGAAGGUACCUUAUCCAUGGACCAAGAAGGAGCAAUUAUUUGCAUCUCAAUUGACAUCUCUCACGUCUCCUAAACCAACAUUACAAUUAUCGUUAUUAAAGAAUACUUCCAAUGUUACUUGGACGCAAUACCCCUACCAUUCGAAAUAUCAAUUGCCUACAGAAGAGGAAAUUGCCGCCUACAUCGAAAAAAAAGCUAAUAAUGAUACUAACGUUAAAAUCACUGUAGAAGACGUAAUAAACCACUUUGCUAAUGUGAGUCCCUCUAGAAGAGGGAAAUUGGGUAUUCAAUCAUUAUGUAAGGCUGUUUGUGAAAGAAAAUGCCAAGAAUUCAAUGGCGGAUUAAGAUGGAAAUAA